CGCCCCCGACUUUUUCUCCAGGAGCAAAAGACAGACGGAAGAAGCUGGCCCGGAACGGAGCUUUCUGGGAGUUGCCGCUGAGGCCGGGGGAUGCCUUUAGGGACGCGGUGGGAUCUGGGGUCCUGAGGCCGCCGGCAGACUAUGGGUACAACGGCAAGCACAGCCCAGCAGACAGUCUCGGCUGGCUCCUCCUUAGAGGGCCUGCAGGGCAGCAGUACCAUGGAUGGAAGGCAUUCGCUCAGUGUGCAGUCCUUUCACACCACAAGCUUGCACAACAGCAAGGCCAAGUCCAUCAUCCCCAAUAAGGUGGCCCCCGUCGUGAUCACGUACAAUUGCAAGGAGGAGUUCCAGAUCCAUGAUGAGCUGCUCAAGGCCCAUUACAGGAUGGGCAGGCUCUCAGAUGCCACCCCUGAGCACUACCUAGUGCAGGGACGCUAUUUCCUGGUGCGUGACGUCACUGAGAAGAUGGACAUGCUGGGAACCUUGGGGAGCUGUGGGGCUCCCAACUUCCGGCAGGUGCGGGGUGGGCUCCCUGUGUUUGGCAUGGGACAGCCCAGCUUCUUAGGAUUCAGGAGGGUCCUGCAGAAACUCCAGAAGGACGGGUACAAGGAGUGUAUCAUCUUCUGUGUGCGGGAGGAGCCUGUGCUGUUCUUGCGUGCCGAGGAGGACUUCGUGUCUUACACACCUCGAGACAAGGAGAGCCUUCAUGAGAACCUCAGGGGUCCUGGGCCGGGGGUCAAGGCUGAGAGCCUGGAGCUGGCCAUCCGGAAAGAGAUCCACGACUUUGCCCAGCUGAGAGAGAACACGUACCAUGUGUACCACAACACAGAGGACCUGCGUGGGGAGCCGCACACCGUGACCAUCCGAGGUGAGGAUGAUGUGCACGUGACCGAGGAAGUGUAUAAGCGGCCGCUGUUCCUGCAGCCCACCUACAGGUAUCAUCGUCUCCCCCUGCCAGAGCAAGGGGCCCCCCUGGAAGCCCAGUUCGAUGCCUUUGUCAGUGUCCUCCGGGAGACCCCCGGCCUUCUGCGGCUCCGAGAUAACCACGGGCCUCCCCCUGCUCUCCUGUUCAGCUGCCAGUCAGGUGUGGGCAGGACCAACGUGGGCAUGGUCCUGGGUACCCUCGUGCUGUUCCACUGCAGUAGAACCACCUCCCAGCCAGAGGCUGCCUCCUUGUUGACCAAACCCCUGCCCAUGGAGCAGUUUCAGGUGAUCCAAGACUUCAUUCACAUGGUGCCCCAGGGAAGGAAGAUGGUAGAGGAGGUGGACCGAGCGGUCACUGCCUGUGCAGAGCUGCACGACCUGAAGGAAGAGGUCCUAAGGAACCAGAAGAAGCUGGAGAGCAUCGGGCCAGAGAGCCCCACGCAGGAAAGUGGUAGCCAGCAUGCUGCCCAGCAGAGGGCGCUGCGGAGCUUGGAGCUGUACUUCUACCUGAUCCUAUUUAACUACUAUCUGCAUGAGCAGUACCCCCUGGCCUUUGCCCUCAGUUUCGGUCGAUGGCUGUGUAUCCACCCUGAGCUGUACCGUCUGCCCGUGCUGCUGAGUUCAGUGGGGCCCAUGGCCCCUGAGGACCUGAUCGCCAAGGGCUCCCUGGAAGCUGAUGAUCUUGUUUCCCCGGAUGAGCUCAGCACUGUCAGAGAGAUGGAUGUGGCCAACUUCCGGCGUGUACCUCGCAUGCCUAUCUAUGGCACCGCCCAACCCAGUGCCAAGGCCCUAGGUGGCAUCCUGGCCUACCUGUCUGAUGCCAAGAGGAAACUACGGCAGGUGGUCUGGAUCAACCUGAGGGAGGAGGUUGUACUGGAGUGUGAUGGGCACAUACACAGCCUCUGGCCACCUGGACCGACCCUGGCCCCUGAGCAGCUGGAGGCCCUUGAGACCCAGCUGAAGGCCCACCUGAGUGCUCCUGCUCCCAACACGAAGAACCCUACCACCCCCAGGUUCCAGAAGUGCCUGACCACUCAGGAGGUCUUCAGCCAGCACCAGGGGACCUGCCUUGGCCUUACCUACCACCGCAUUCCUAUGCCAGACUUCUGCGCCCCCCGGGAGGAGGACUUUGACCGACUGCUUGAGGCCCUGCGGGCUGCUCUCGCCAAGGACCCAGGCACAGGCUUUGUCUUCAGCUGCCUUAGUGGCCAGAGCCGGACCACGACUGCCAUGGUGGUGGCCGUGCUGACCUGCUGGCACAUUGGGGGCUGCCCUGAGGUGGGCGAGGAGGAACUAGUGAGCGUGCCUGAUGCCAAGUUCACCAAGGGCGAAUUUCAGGUGGUGAUGGAGGUGGUCCAACUGCUGCCCGAUGGCCACCAUGUGAAGAAGGAGGUGGAUGCUGCCCUGGACACCGUCAGUGAGACCAUGACGCCGAUGCACUACCACCUUCGGGAGAUCAUUAUCUGCACCUACAGACAGGCAAAGGCCACCAAAGAGGCGCAGGAGGCUCGGAGGCUGCAAUUGCGGAGCCUGCAGUACCUGGAGCGCUACAUCUACCUGAUUCUCUUUAACGCCUACCUCCGCCUGGAGAAGGCCAGCUCCUGGCAGAGGCCCUUCAGCACCUGGAUGCGGGAGUUCUGCCCCAUCUCUGCCCUCUCCAGGUGGCAACCAAAGCUGGCAUCUACGAGAUCCUCAACCAGCUGGGCUUCCCCGAGCUGGAAAGCACAGAGGACCAGCCCCUGUCGAGGCUCCGCCACCGGUGGCAGGAGCGGAGCCGAGACCCCGAGCCCUGUGACGCUGGGGCCUUCCUGUAGGCCACCUGUCUUGCUCCUUGCCAGGCAGACUGGGGGCCUGAGGUUCUCACUGCUUCAGAUGAACACUUGCCAGCUUUCUGGAGAGAUUAAGGGGCUAAGAGUCUUCCAAAGGAGGUUUUUGUUGGGUGUAUAGACUGCACAGCUGUUCUGUGUAAGCCCUUGGGGUGUGUAAUGGCCUCUGGCGAGGCCCAGCAUGUGUACCUCACAGACCAGCAGGGAGCUCGCUCCCCACACAGCCAGUCACCACCGCUGUCUUCUUCACAGUUGGUCAUCAGAUGGCCUAAGUGGGCAUCAGGCUGGCCGUGUUUGCUUUUUCACUGCCUUCCUCCGGCUGGCUUGCUCUUGCUUCUCAAUCUUUUAGCCUAAGCAGCUGCUGAGGCAGGCGAGGGGGGUGAACUGGGCAGGUCCAUGUUAAAGGCAGCUCUGCCCAGCUCCUCCUGGCUCGUGAGUAUUGCCAGCCCGGAAGACAAGGAGGAUGCCUCCGUCUCUCUUGCCUUCCUUUCCCCUCUUCCUUCCCUAGGCUGGCAGAGGUUCCCGGGAGUUGGAAACAUCAGGGAGAUCUUCCCAGUGUGGGGAAAGAGCCUGUGGAGGCCAGUGAGGGAGUGAGGAGGGGUAUCAAGGCUGACUGUUGGGAGAGACUCGUGGACAGUGGAGGGUGGGACAGGGCCAUGGUGGCUCGUCGGGCCUCAGAUUCCAGGCCCACCCUUGCCAGGAUCCCCGAGCUGCUUCCUCGGGACACGGCUGAGUUAUGAGCAGUAUUGUUCACACAGGAAGAAGGUGCACAUGGAGGGCUGUGUUUGGUGAGUCUUGGCUGGGAUUGCAGUUUGCCGCAUCCAGCGGUUGCACACCUGGGAGCCUGGCUACCUAUCUGACUCUCUGGGGACAGGGAUGAGUCCCUGGGCUCCUGUCCUUCAGCAGGAAGAUGGAAGGACCUGUCAGCUGUUAGCUAUAAUAGUCAAAGAGGCCAAAGUUGUUUCCAGCCCUGGGGAAGUAGUGACCCUCCUCGCCGACUCCUUUUGUGAGCUGCUGUAUGUCUGUUCACGGCCUCUCGGGUUUGCUGGUGUCUGUUUUCUACGUGUCAGUUAUUUUCAGAGAAGUAGCCACGGAGUCAGAGGCCAGAGAGGGCCCCUUCACACUCUCAUGCUUGGCACUGACUAGGGGAUAUGCUGGGACCACUGGCGGAUCACUGUACCUCUCUGCCUCAGUUUCCCCAUCUGUAAAAUGGGAGAAUAAUACUUGCCUACCUACCUCACAGGGAUGUUGUGAGGAA
Messenger RNA from Arvicola amphibius (Eurasian water vole), 4008 nucleotides. RefSeq names its product phosphatase domain containing paladin 1 (gene Pald1). Lineage: Eukaryota; Metazoa; Chordata; Mammalia; Rodentia; Cricetidae. The transcript has 20 exons. The record is from RefSeq and is a predicted model, not a curated record. The coding region runs from base 142 to 2871 and encodes 909 amino acids.